AGAUUGAUCCUCCCAAGAACCUCCGUGUAUCAGAUGUGACUUAUUCUACUGGCGUGGUUACCUGGACUCCUCCUGCAGCACAGAUUGAUGGCUACACUCUGAUCUACCAGGAUCAAGAUGGCACGAGCGAGGAAGUACAGCUGAGUCCUAGUGAACAAAAAUUUGUGCUGGAAGGACUGGAACGAGGAGUGAGGUAUACCGUCUUUGUGAUGGCUUAUCAGGGAGAUCUCCAGAGCAGAAAGACGGACACUACCUUCUCAACAAUUAGCUUCCUCUACCCGUACCCCGCGGACUGCAGCCAGGUGCAGCAGAACAGAAAUGCCUCCAGCGGCAUGUACACCAUUUACCUGAACAGGGACUGCAGCCGGCCGAUGGAGGUGUACUGCGACAUGACCACUGAUGGAGGCGGGUGGAUAGUGUUUCAGAGGCGGAGCACUGGCGAGCUGGACUUCUACAAACGCUGGAAAAACUAUGUGAAAGGCUUUGGAGAUCCCACCGGGGAAUUCUGGCUUGGUCUCAACAAGCUGCACGAUCUCACGAGCAGGAGCCCCAUCCGCUAUGAGCUCCGGGUGGAUUUGCGGACAGCCAGUGAAUCCGUCUACGCCGUCUACGACUUCUUCCAGGUUGCCUCGCGCAGAAACAGCUACAGGCUGUCGGUGGGGAAUUACAGAGGCGAUGCUGGGGAUGCAAUGACCUACCACAAUGGCUGCAAGUUCACCACGUGGGACAGAGACAAUGACGUGGCUCGCAGCAACUGUGCUCUGACACACCAUGGUGCAUGGUGGUACAAGAACUGUCACUUGGCCAACCUCAAUGGGAAAUACGGGGAGAGCAAGCACAGUGAGGGUGUGAACUGGGAGCCAUGGAAAGGCCGUGAAUUCUCCAUCCCUUUUACUGAGAUGAAGAUUCGUCCUCAGUCUUCCAGUAACAAGCCAAUCCUGGGGAGGAAGAAGAGGUGUCUAUCAGGGAAGAGGAAGAAGAUUAGGGCUUAA
Messenger RNA from Tauraco erythrolophus (red-crested turaco), 992 nucleotides. The record is from RefSeq and is a predicted model, not a curated record. Lineage: Eukaryota; Metazoa; Chordata; Aves; Musophagiformes; Musophagidae.